Rhincodon typus (whale shark) is the source of this 3174-nucleotide messenger RNA. Its product is annotated as zinc finger protein 271-like. The transcript has 8 exons. The record is from RefSeq and is a predicted model, not a curated record. Lineage: Eukaryota; Metazoa; Chordata; Chondrichthyes; Orectolobiformes; Rhincodontidae. Gene Ontology annotation, cellular component: nucleus. Bases 203 to 1264 code for a protein of 353 amino acids.
CGACUUAUUCCUCACAGAGAACGUGGAUCUUCUGGAGACGGCACAGGUACUGAGUGAGAUUGCAGGCCUCCCCCUGACGGAGAGAGAGCGGGCAGAAGCUGAGGAGCAGGCUGAGCCCCUGGCCGAGAGGCGUGAGCGGCACCUCUUGGUCUUGUCGACUGUGGCCCGGGAGAGCCUGGAGCUUCAGGUGCCCCAGGAUGUGAUGCUGGAGCUACCCAAUGGCAUCAAGAUGUACGGAAAGGACCUCGCUGCGAUCACUGAACUGUUACACCCGACCCAGGUGCUGCUGCAGACAGGACCUCGGAAGUUCACCUUAGCUACAGCUGACACUGUAAUCUCAGCUGGCUCUUUACUCUUCACUGUAUCCCAGGAGACAAGCCAAGAGGAACCAUCAGCAAAGCCGCAAGAUCCAGAAGUGGAAACAGAAGGGAAAUUGUACAAGUGCUAUCUCUGUAGUUUGACCUUUAAUCGCCGUGGCAACUAUGUCCGACAUAAGAAAGUCCACAUGGUUAACACAGAGGAAGAUGCCAGGUACAAGUGCCCACACUGUGACCGCCAGUUCAUUCAGCAUUGUGACCUGAGGAGACACGUUCACAUUCACACAGGAACGCAGCCCCACAAGUGUGACGUGUGCAGGAAAGGCUUUCUCAGAGCCAGCGAUCUGGUGGUCCACAAGAGAUUUCACACCAAAGAUCGCCCGUUCCAGUGCAGCCAGUGCCAGAAAUCCUUCUUCCAAUCUGGUGACUUGCGCCGUCACAUGAGAAACAUCCACAUGACCAAUGCCCGAAUGCUGAGCUGUGGUCAUUGCAGGAAGAAGUAUACCAAGGAAGCAACACUCCUACAUCACAUUCAGACCGUACAUCAGGAUGUGCUGCUACAGACUCUGCAACAACAGGGCCAACACAGCAGUGAGGUGAAUCCAUCAGGGAUUGGGAAGACGGCUGACACUGGAAGUCCCCUUCACACGUAUGGGCCUGAGAGUGUGAAGGCAAGCUCUACCAGUUCAGCAUUACCAGGCGAGGCUGAAAGGAAUGAAGAGACCUCAGUGGCAGAGGUAACUGUUACAGAAUGUGACACGGAGACAGGUCAGCUCCUGGUACCCACAGUCACAGACAGCACAACGGAGCAAACUGGGACUUUUCUUGGCUGCAGUGGGACAGUGUCAAACCUUGUAAUGAUAGACAUGGAAAUCACAGGAACCACUGAAGAGACAGCACGUCUCCCAGGCAGGGGAAGUGAAGCGGAUUCUCCAGCAGUAAAAUGACACAUCCACCUGAACGACUUGUCCUUUGCUGAAUGUUGCGCCCUGUGGUGUAUCUGCCCUUACAUCCACAUGUAAAUAUCACCACAAUCAAAAUGUAUUUCAACAUCAAACCAAAAAUAUGUUCAUACCUUCAACCGCUGUAAAGAACAUAAAAAGGUUUUAUAUUUUAACAAAGAAAGCCUAUCCCUUGAGAAUUCAGCCAUUAGGAGCAACUGAACUUAAGCAGCCCAUCAAAUAGUUUAUGCUGUACCACACUGCGAGCUCUUCCUGACAUUUGUUUAAAUUUAAUUUAAAUUUCAAAAACCUGCAAUUCUGUUUCUCUCACUUUAUAGUAGUAAUUGUUUAAAAUCAACCUUAUAUGCAACGUUUUAACUGCUGAGUCAGAUCUCCCCUUCAGCAGUCAAGUUAUGGACGAAAGCUUUCCUGAAUUUACUUAAUAUUUUUCUGCAUUUAUUAAGAAUGAACUUGCACUAUUCACAACCUCAAGACCCUUCAUAAUCAAUAACUUUCAAUGUGGUCAUAUUGGAAUCGCAGCAACCAGUUUGAAAUAGCAAAUUCUCUCCAAUAGUGAUGAAACAAUGACCAUGGAAUCGAUUUUAGUCAUACUUGAUAAGUAAUCGGCAGGCAUUGGGGUACUAUUACCUGUGAUAAUGUGCCUACCACUGGACCAGGAGACCUGCGUUCAAGACCCACCUACUUUAAAAGUGUGUAAUAGCAUCUCUGAACUGUUUGAUUAGAAAAUACCUUCACCUGCUAAUCUUUGAAAUAGUACUGUGGGGAUUUUUAUGUCCACAGAAGGGAAAUGGGGCCCAUGACAGCACAUGAAAGACAACAGUAUGAAAGUACUUCAUUUCAAUUCAACUCUGGAUUGAUUAUGUGCUCAAGUCUCUGAAGUGACCUGAGUGCUCAUGCAAUGUGAGACAGAGAGAAGAAUCUAUACUUACUGAACCACAGGUGACACUGCACUUUGAAAUAAAGGCUUGACUUGAGAUAGAAAAUAAGAACAUGAAAAUCACUCUGGUGGGUUUACUUGCUGCUGUGAACAAGUGCUGGUCCUCCAUCCACUGCAGAAUGAGAAGGAUAAUCACACAUUUUAGAGCAGAAAAGAUUUCAAAGUCUGAAGGUGCCAGCACUGUUGUGCAAAAAGUAAUAACAUAAAAACCAUGGUCCCUGCCAGUAAAUGCCAAAAACCCAGAGGACUUUGAGCAGUGAGGUGCUGUUUUGGGUCUAGGUGUACUGCAAAGACAUGAGUACAAAUUAGAGCAUUUUUAUUAAGCAGCUUUCAACUGCUGUAUGGGAUGUACAUGAUAAAUCCUGACAGUUCACAUAAAACUGACUUUUCUGGUGUAUCGUUCCUCUACAAGCACUCAGUGUAGGAGUAUAUAGGGUUUUGUGGUAAUACGUCUAAGUCAUUCCUUUUGUUAUAUUAAAUGGUCAUAUCGUCAAUGUCACAUCAACUCGUGAGGUGAAACAUGGCAAUUGCAGACUGUAGGCAAGUUAGCCUAUUGUGGCAGCCUCAAUAAUUUGUUACCUGGGCAGAUGACUGAUGGAAGGAAUGAUCCCUCUCAUAAUACCUGGGCUCAUACAGCUGAGCAGGCAGAUGGAGGUCUUGUUCUAACAACAUUAUCAAUUUUUGAAGAACCACCACUGCUAGGUGUACAGGUCUCAAAACUAAAGCAAUGAAGACACGAAAUACGAGGUGUGGCAGAAGUCCAAAAGGUGUUGACUGCCCUUCAGCCAUUUGCAUUCUGUGCGCAAAUCUCAAAUCCCAAUGAAGCAUUCUUAUGAAACCAUUGAAGCUGUAGGCUAAGCUACAAAACUGUUGAAAGGUCAUCAACGUUCAUUUCUCCAUCCAAAAGUUGGCCAGUGUAUUCCUAGCAUUUUGUGGGUUUUUAAAAAUUUUUAUUGAA